Molecule: messenger RNA, 945 nt
Organism: Metarhizium brunneum ARSEF 3297
Lineage: Eukaryota; Fungi; Ascomycota; Sordariomycetes; Hypocreales; Clavicipitaceae
Product: Glyoxylase B2
Biological process (GO): glutathione metabolic process; hydrogen sulfide metabolic process
Molecular function (GO): sulfur dioxygenase activity
Source: RefSeq, a predicted model, not a curated record
AUGCGACAAUUUUCUUCCGCGCAGUCCGCAGAGAACACGGCCACGCCGGAUGCGAGUUUUCAACCCAUUAUCCAUGAUGUAUUUGAAGAGAAAACGGGUACCUGGCAGUAUGUAGUUGCCGAUCCAAAUACUCUGACGGCUACCAUUAUCGAUUCGGUGUUGGACUACGACCCUCUGGCACGCACCAUAUCUACCCAUUCAGCCGACAAGAUACUUUUGUUGAUUAAAAGAAUGGGCUACAGGGUUGAUAGUAUUCUGGAGACGCACAUCCAUGCAGACCAUUUGACAGCAGCGCGCUAUCUUCAGACGUCACUUCACAAAGAGCAGGGGUAUUUGCCUCUCAUCACUGUGGGCAAGCGCAUCGUACAUAUCCAAGAGCUGUUCCGUCAAAAAUACGGUCUAUCAGAGGAAGAAACACGAGGCGUUUUCGACAGAUUUCUCGACGAUGAUGAAAGAUUCCACAUUGGCUCCUUGGAAGCCCAAGCGAUCCAUCUUCCAGGCCACACUCCAGACCACAUGGGAUUCAAAAUAGGAGAUAACGUUUUUUGCGGCGACUCCGUUUUCCAUGCGGACAUUGGCUCGGCGCGUUGCGAUUUCCCGGGCGGCAGCGCCGAAGACCUCUAUGCUUCGGCUCGCAAGCUUCUCAGCUUCCCGGACCAUGUCAAGAUAUGGACUGGCCACGACUACCCUUCACAGAGCCGUAGCGAACCCGUGCCGUAUCUCAGCGUUGGUGGUCACAGAGCACAGAACAAGCAUUUAAUGGACGGGUACAGCAAAGAUGAAUUCGUUGCCCUGCGGCGUGAACGCGAUUCGAAACUCGCUGAGCCGAGGCUGCUACACCAGUCUCUGCAAAUGAAUAUCCGGGCGGGGAGUUUGCCGAGACCGUCGCCCGAGGGUGACCGGAUGCUUCACACGCCGCUUGACGUGAAACAGCUCGGCAUGUAG